Molecule: messenger RNA, 963 nt
Organism: Acaromyces ingoldii
Lineage: Eukaryota; Fungi; Basidiomycota; Exobasidiomycetes; Exobasidiales; Cryptobasidiaceae
Product: NAD(P)-binding protein
Exons: 5
Coding region: 62-901 (279 amino acids)
Cellular component (GO): endoplasmic reticulum
Molecular function (GO): oxidoreductase activity
Source: RefSeq, a predicted model, not a curated record
CCCGAAGCUAAAUACACUUUUCUUGUGUACACAGACACUGACACCACAUCGCAACGCAACAAUGUCCGCGCCCGUCGUCCUCAUCACUGGCUGCAGCGGCAAUGGCAUCGGCUAUCACCUGGGACUGGCCUUCCAAAGGGCGGGCUGCCGCGUCUUUGUGUCGGCUCGCAACAUGGACAAGCUUGAAAAGAGCGGCUUCCCAUCGGGCGUGAGACUCGUGAAGCUGGACGUCGUCGACUCGGCCUCUGUACAGAGUGCCGUCGCGCAGGUCGAGGAGGAGGCCGGGCACAUUGACAUCUUGGUCAACAAUGCCGGUCAGGGCUGCGUCGGACCGCUGGCCGAGGUGGAGAUGAGCCGGGCGAAGCAGACAUUCGACACAAAUGUCUUUGGGCUGCUCAACGUCACCCAGGCCGUAUCCAAGGGCAUGAUUGCGCGUCGCAAGGGCAAGAUCAUCAACAUCAGCUCCAUCGUCAGCUUCGUGCCCACGCCUUGGGCCGGCAUCUAUUGUGCGACCAAGGCAGCCGUCACCAGCCUGAGCGACGUGCUGAGAAUGGAGCUGCGGGGCUUUGGGAUCGACGUCGUCUGCGUCUUUCCUGGCGCGAUCCAGAGUAGCAUCGGCCUUGCCAACGCGUCCAGCUUCCGUCUGGACCCUGCGUCGGCGUACUCGCCCCUGGCCGACAAGAUUGCAGCGCGCGGCAGCUGGUCGCAACAUCCACGAUCGACGCCGGCCUCUGAUCUGGCUCAGCAGAUCGUUCAGGCGGCACUUCAGACGCCCUCGACGGGCUACCUUACCGCUGGCUACCGUUCCACCCGGGCUUGGCUGAGCUACUAUCUCCCACACUGGGCCAAAGACUACUUCUGGGGCAGGCAGUUUGGCAUCGAGCAGGUUGGCAAGCCAUGAGAAUGAAGAUGUAGUCACGUUGUGAACAAUGGACAGGAUAUGACAAUGAUUUACCACGUCCC